Drosophila subpulchrella is the source of this 947-nucleotide messenger RNA. RefSeq names its product microfibril-associated glycoprotein 4-like. The transcript has 3 exons. The record is from RefSeq and is a predicted model, not a curated record. Bases 9 to 863 code for a protein of 284 amino acids. Lineage: Eukaryota; Metazoa; Arthropoda; Insecta; Diptera; Drosophilidae.
CGUGAACGAUGCCUCUGGGAAUACUAUUUUCGCUGUUAAUUUUAAUAGCGUCGGGCAGCCAAGUUGCAAGUCAAGUGUGUUCUCUAUACACGAUAUGUAACGACAUAAAAUCGAUUGAUUCACAAGUGUAUUCUAUUCGUCUGGAGCAAGAUCGACAAGCAAAUCUUUUGGAAGACUUGAACAACAAAAUUGAACCUUUUCUAAACAGAGUUGAUCAUUGGCCCUCCAAUUGCUAUGAAGCUUUGAGGGGCUCACAAAACGGUUCAAUUCGUACGAUACUUGUGCCGGAGUACAGUGAUAACCCCUUUGAAGUGGCCUGCGAUCAGUUCAGAAUGGGAGGAGGUUGGACCAUUAUUUUGCGCCGAACGGAUGGAAGUGAGAACUUUUUCCGCGAAUGGAAUGAUUACAAGCAUGGAUUUGGCAGUCUGAGCAAUGAGUACUUCCUGGGCUUGGACAUACUGCACGCCAUGACCAAUUAUCAGCAGCAGGAACUCCUAGUUAUUAUGGAAACUCCGGAGGGACAGCAGGCCUAUGAGAUGUAUGACAACUUUAGAAUUGGAUCAGAGAGCAGUGAUUAUACCUUGGAAACCUUGGGCACUCCUUCUGGAGACGCCGGCGAUUCGCUUGCCAUCCACUUGGGCAUGAAGUUUUCCACUAAAGAUCGCAAAAACGACAUAGAUCCCAUCAGGAAUUGUGCGCAAUUAUUUACAGGCGCUUGGUGGUACAGAGCAUGCAUGCACAGCAAUCUAGCCGGAAAAUAUGGCGAUAAUACGGUUGGAAAAGGAGUGAACUGGAAACUAUUUUCUGGAUAUGAAAGCUCUCUGAGGCGUGCAACAAUGAUGAUCCGUCCAAAAACUAAUUAAAUUAAAUGUUAACUUAACUUGUAUCAAUUAAAUCGAAUGUUGUGAACUAGUAUAUAAAUAUAACAGUUCGUUGAAAAGCAGACA